AUGGAGGAACCAACCCUGUUGCUGGACGCCGAUCUAGCAGACCAGUAUCGGCGCAUAUACCGUGCUCAGUUCAGAGAGGAUGUCGCCGCGGGCCGCAAGAUCCCCUUUCUGUUCCACCUGUGUCUCUGGGGCCUCUUUGUCUUCCCCGUACUCUACCUGAGUAUACCACACCGACGCCGGCCUUGGCUGUACCGCGCCCGCUGGCUCGUCCUGGCCGCCUGUGCCGCCGUCAACCUCUGGAUGGUGCGGAAUUUCUCCAGCGCCAACUUUGCCUUUGCCUACGGGACAGGCCUGAUUGCUGCUUGGGGUACGAUUUGGAAUCUUACCUUGCUGGUUUGGACGCGGCCUCAGUGGGAUGCAAAGAGGGUCGAGAGGUAUCCGAAUCCAGAGUAUAAUCGCGAUGUCAGCCAGAAGGAGAACGAGUCUGGACGACAGGCAACGUCGUCAUCUGCAGCAGUGUCAACCACCAACGGUCAUGUGACGAACGGCCACGCCUCCAACGGUCACGCAUCUCAUGGAUGUGCUGAGAUUAGGCAAAGGAAGACGCAGCUUGCCGGAAAUGACGCCAAUGGCUCCAUCCUGGAAAGUAAAACUGAGAGAUCGCAGUUCAUCUACAAGUGGCAAGAAUUUCCCGAAGGUGCCCCUUUCCUCACGAGACUGGACUGGGCGUUCGACAUUGCGACUACUAUGAGGUUGACUGGCUGGAACUGGGCGAUACAUGUGCUGCCGCCAUAUAGGCCGCCUCCUUGGAUCGAUGAAGAGAAUAGAAUCCAAGCGCCCCUCGACUCACUCCCGAAUCGUACAGGCCAGGGCUUUGAGCGCUGCCGUACGCGCCGGCAAUUCUUUAUUGAACGCAUUCUAGGCAGUCUUGUGCCGGCUUAUCUCCUCAUAGACGUGUGCGCAACAGUCAUGACACAGGAUCCUUAUUUCAUUCUCGGUCCGAAUGAGCUGCCACUUCCUCCCGGACUGGCUGAGAUGAAUCCAUUUCUUCUCUCUCUUCGGAGGACGUCUCUGUCCUUUAUUGCCGUUCUCGUCGCUCUGCGGCUUGCCUGGGAUUUCGGUGCCGUAUUGCUAGCCUUCCUCUGCCCGCCCAUCCUGGGGUUCCGCGUUGAUCCAUGGCAUCUUCCUUCCAUGACGGGUUCGUUUACAGACGUCUUGGACCGCGGUCUGGCCGGAUUCUGGGGCACCUGGUGGCAUCAGACAUUCCGCUUCGGUUUCGCUGCGCCCACAAAUUGGUUGAUCAGAAACGGCUACAUUAGGGAGAAAUCUACAUCCGCAGCCGUGGUCGGCGCACUCGUGGCAUUUUUGCAGUCGGGUUUCAUCCACGCCAUGGGGAGUUACACCACGCUCCCCAAGACGCACUGGUGGGAACCGCCCGUCUUCUUCUUCCUAUCGGGCGUUGGCACACAGCUUCAAUCCACUGUAUCCAAGGCAUUCAAGCCACAGAUUGAUAAGAUGCCGCAAUGGGUGCGGAGGGCCGGCAACUUUCUCUUUGUGUUUGUCUGGCUGCACUUGACAUGCAAAUGGCUGGUUGACGAUUUUGGACGCUGUGGUUUAUGGCUUUGGGAGCCCGUUCCCUUUUCUAUUGUGAGAUGGCUCGGUCUGGGCCUCAAGGGCGAUUACUGGUGGCGUUGGACGAGUGAUGACACUUUUACGUGGAUAACCGGAAAGCAUUGGUGGACUACAGGUUUUGGCGUUUAG
Messenger RNA from Pestalotiopsis fici W106-1, 1701 nucleotides. RefSeq lists its product as uncharacterized. The record is from RefSeq and is a predicted model, not a curated record. The transcript has 2 exons. The coding region runs from base 1 to 1701 and encodes 566 amino acids. Gene Ontology annotation, biological process: lipid metabolic process. NCBI's taxonomy places the organism in Eukaryota, Fungi, Ascomycota, Sordariomycetes, Amphisphaeriales, Sporocadaceae.